GCAGCGAACGUUCAGUGGCUAGCGAAAUUAGAGUAGAAAGCCCAGCUUCCAGUCGUCAUUUGCUGCGUUUCUUGCCUGAGCACAUUACUUUUACCGUGUCACUUGGGAAUAACUUGAUCAGAUUAGCAUGCGGUUAGCCAAUAGCAACUAGAAGGACUCUCCACGUGUUACUUUGUUGCGUUAUUAGGAAACUGUGUCUGGAUAGACCUGCCCAGUGCUUGCUGCUGAUGUUCCUUGGUGUUCCUGCGUUCUAAUUUAUGAGGCGAGAUGAGCGCAGACUGUGCCGGCAACUCCACCUGCCCGGCCAAUAGCACGGAGGAAGACCCACCCGUGGGAAUGGAGGGGCACGGGAGCCUGAAGCUCGUUUUCACAGUGCUGUCGGCUGUGAUGGUGGGUCUCGUCAUGUUCUCUUUUGGAUGUUCGGUGGAGAGUCAGAAGCUCUGGAUGCACCUCAGAAGACCCUGGGGCAUCGCUGUGGGCCUGCUUUGCCAGUUUGGACUUAUGCCUCUGACAGCUUAUCUGUUAGCCAUUGGCUUCAGUCUGAAACCAUUCCAAGCUAUGGCUGUCCUCAUCAUGGGGAGCUGCCCUGGGGGCACCAUCUCUAAUGUUCUCACCUUUUGGGUUGAUGGAGAUAUGGAUCUCAGCAUCAGCAUGACAACCUGCUCCACAGUGGCUGCCCUGGGAAUGAUGCCCCUCUGCCUCUACGUCUACACCCGGUCCUGGACUCUUACACAGAACCUCGCCAUUCCGUAUCAGAAUAUAGGAAUUACCCUUGUGUCCCUGGUCGUUCCUGUGGCCUCUGGCAUCUAUGUGAAUUAUAGGUGGCCGAAGCAAGCAACAGUCAUUCUCAAGGUCGGGGCCGUGCUGGGUGGCGUGCUCCUCCUGGUGGUAGCAGUUACUGGCGUGGUCCUGGCAAAGGGCUGGAACACAGAUGUCACUCUUCUGGUCAUCAGCUGUAUUUUCCCCCUGGUUGGCCAUGUCACAGGCUUCCUGCUGGCGUUCCUCACCCACCAAUCUUGGCAAAGGUGCAGGACCAUUUCCAUAGAGACAGGAGCUCAGAACAUCCAGCUGUGCAUCGCCAUGCUGCAGCUGUCCUUCUCUGCAGAGUACCUGGUCCAGCUGUUAAACUUCGCCUUGGCCUAUGGGCUCUUCCAAGUGGUGCACGGGCUGCUCAUUGUCGCAGCAUAUCAGGCGUACAAGAGGAGGCAGAAGAGUAAACAUGGGAGACAGCGCCCAGGUGGCCCAGAUGUCUGCGGCGAGAAGCAGCCCAGAGAGACCAGCGCUUUCUUGGAUCAAGGGGAAGAGGCUGCUGUGACUCUGGGGCCAGUGCAGCCAGAGCAGGACCACUGGACGGCUGAGGUGACCAGCCACAUUCCUUCAUGUAGACAACAGUAGGAGACACGGACCAGCUGGGCCCGCCAUCUCCCUCCGUGGCCAGUGAAGACCAUGUGCAGUUGGCAGUAAGCAGUCGUCAUCUCCCUGCGAAGCUGUCCUCCCGGUGUGGAAUGUAACCCGAGAGAAGGCCAUGCAGAGGAGACAUCACUCACACUGCAGACAGAGCGUCCGUGGGCUUCUUGACUUCAGGCAGGAGCUCUGGAGAACUAGAGAAGAGACGCUAAGAGCAGAUUAGCUUCGGCUAUGUGAUUCUUUUUCUUAAGGGAUCAAGCAUCGUUUGAUUUUGAUUCUGCUUGUAAUGCAAGCAGGCUAGCUCUUUCUCUUGAGAGGAAGAGACAGGUCCCCAGAAUCUCCAAACCAUAAAUACAUGGGCUCGCCCAGUCUCCAAAACAUCAGAGACACAUGCGUAUCUGUUCCAGUAUUCUGAGCACCAAAUUACCUGAAAGGCCUGUUUCCUGUGUGUUUUGAUAGUUGAUCAAUGAUUAUCUCAGAACAUCUUUAUACAUCUGUGUUACCUACCUCAUUCUUUAGAACGGUGGCUGCAUCCAAGCGUUGUGUAACAUAGGAUUGUAAUUUAUUGAAGACAUCCUCAUUAGUAUUUAGAUAUCUUCCCGCGCAGGGCUGCUGUGAGCCCCUGGUUCGCACCCCAUGCCCUGUAGACUCUUUCCGGCAGCUCCAGUGGGCACGCCCACAGCUCCUCAAAACCCUGGACAGACUGUUCCUUCUCAGAAGAGCUUUGUCAUUCGCUCUCACCAGUCUUAAAUGAUUUCUCGUCAUUUUGCCUUGUGCAAAGAUCUCAUUAAAUUAUGAUCUCAAAGCUA
This is a messenger RNA of Apodemus sylvaticus (European woodmouse), 2216 nucleotides long. It is a transcript of the gene Slc10a6, whose product is annotated as solute carrier family 10 member 6. The transcript has 6 exons. The coding region runs from base 268 to 1395 and encodes 375 amino acids. Gene Ontology annotation, molecular function: bile acid:sodium symporter activity. Lineage: Eukaryota; Metazoa; Chordata; Mammalia; Rodentia; Muridae. Gene Ontology annotation, biological process: bile acid and bile salt transport. The record is from RefSeq and is a predicted model, not a curated record. Gene Ontology annotation, cellular component: membrane.